This is a messenger RNA of Magallana angulata, 899 nucleotides long. RefSeq lists its product as uncharacterized. Gene Ontology annotation, molecular function: nucleic acid binding. The transcript has 2 exons. The record is from RefSeq and is a predicted model, not a curated record. Lineage: Eukaryota; Metazoa; Mollusca; Bivalvia; Ostreida; Ostreidae. Bases 35 to 640 code for a protein of 201 amino acids.
UCUUCCCCCUAACACAACAAGCUUGUUGCAACCGAUGGACCAGGACAUAAUCAACAACCUGAAAAUCAAGUAUCGCCAGCGACUGAUAAAAUACAUAUUGCAGUGCGACGAGAAGAAAAUUGAGCCCAAUAUCAACGUGUUGAUGUCAAUUAGAUUCCUGAAGUCGGCUUGGAGUGAUAUAAGUGUGUCGUGCAUAUCAAACUGUUUUAGAAAAGCGGGUUUUCAGGACAACAGCGUUGAAGUCAACUUAGAUCCUGAUGAUGAAUUCGAUGAAGAUGAUGAUGUUCCGUUAGCACUCUAUGCUCAGAGAUUAAACGGGUCAUUUGAAGAUAUUGUUCGUGUGGACGAGAACGUGAUAAGUGUUGAGACAAGAUCCGAAGAUGACAUCGUCAACGAUAUUCUUGGCAUUAACUCUGAACCAAACAGCGCCGAUAGCGACGAUGAUGACGAAGUCGUAGAAUCGACAGAUCUUCCAAAUCCGGACGAUGGCAUUAACUCCAUUCAUUCGUUGAGGCAAUGUCUUGAAAGAAGUGUCAAGGCCCCAGAACGUCUCUUUACUUAUCUGUGUGAAAUUGAAAAUUUCAUACACGCCAGUAAAUCAAAGCAGUCAAAACUCGACGAUUACUUUAACGUGGCAUAAUGCCCGAGAUAAAAACCGGUUUAUGUCGUGAGCACAUGUACAUGUAUCUAUGUUUGUAAAUCUAAUUUAUUUUUAUUGACUGCCACAAUAAAAGAAAUGUUAAUAAAUUCUAUACAAUUUCAUUGUCUACCACAAUAAAAAGAAAUUCCGGAAAUUAUAUAUCUUUAUUGAAUUGGUUCUAUUUUUAAUUUGCCAGACAUUUAUCCGGUUGCAAGUUUGUGGUAGUUAAAUGACGAAUAAUGAUAUGUUUUAUUUCUUU